AUCAGCGCUGUCAAUGCAAGUCGUUGACCGUGGCGAUGUAGCUGCUGUGUGUGGUAGAUGCUACGAGCAGGGCUAGACAGGCAGUAUGGCGGAGGAGGGCAGUGUGUACGAGUUAGAGGGGCUUGAAAAACAACUACAGAGUUUGUUGUGUCGCUACUCAAGUGAUGAAUUGCGAGCCGAUAGUAAACCGUUCUGCUCAGACUUUUGCAAGCUUGUGGAGGAGCAUGCCUCUCGCUGGCAGGUGCCGCUGCCUCAGCUCGGGAUCCUUGAGACGGCUCUCUGCUACUUCGCCCGAGCCUCCACCUUCUUCACAUCAAACUGUGAUCAUGUGCACCACACACUCAGUAGUCUGGCCUUGAAUGUGCUUUGGCCCUUGCGAGGCAUCAGAAUGUUCAUUUACUUCAGGUGGAGCGUUUGGUUCAGGGCAACGGGCCUUGGGCCAGCCCAGCCUUACAGGCAAUCCUCAGUGAGUCCAGUUUACCUCAGAGUGAAGUGGAUGGGUGCAUCAGUUCUGAGCUGCCGGUGUUCUUUGAGCUUCGGGUGCGCUACCUCUUAUCCUGUGAGCGGGUCAGUGAGGCUAUGGCCCUGGCUAAGUGUUGUGCUUGGCAUCCCACAGCAGGACAACACUUGUUCUUCCUCCAGGUCUACCUCACUUGGCUUUCCAAAACUUCACAGUAUGACAGCCUACACAAAGAGGUGGCAGACCUUAAUGGUAAAGAUGCAAUUCACAUCAUCUGUAGUUUGGAGUGUGAGGAAAAGGAUGAGUUGCUACUUGCCCUUAGCAGAGCCUUCCUCUCUGAGCAGCUCCACAGGGGAGACAUGUACCAUUUGUGCGAUCUUGUCUUCAUAUGGAGUAAACUUCAUAGUCGGUUGAAUACAUCCAAGCAAGAUCUUCUUGAGGAGAGUCGUCAGCUGAUGUUGUCUGCAACCAAUGUCAGCUCAAUCUUCCCAUUCAUCAGAGCCAUACUACAAGAACUGGGUGAAGAUGGUAUCCAGUUCUGUGUGGAGCUUUGUGCUAAUGCCCUGGAGUCUUGCCUUCCCUGUGAUGUCGUCACCAAGUCCCUAAUCUACAAAACCAUUGCUGGCCUGCUACCCAAUGACCUGGAGGUUUGCCGGGCGUGUGCUCUUCUUGUCUUCUUCCUGGAACGCACUGUUGAGGCCUACAAGAUGGUGUAUCUCCUCUACAUGCAUCCUGAUCAGGAGUAUAACGUGGAGUACAGCCCCAUCAGAAAUCAUAUUCGCUUCGAAACCCUGCAGAUCUUGAAGAAGGAUCUGUAUUUUGACCCAGAGUUUUGGAACCUCAUUGCUUUGCGGACCAACUGUUUGAAACUGAUGAGUGAGAAGGUGGUUAGCGCUGCCCUUGAAGAAAUCAUGGAGGACAAAUGGAUCCUUAACUAUUGCACCAAAGAACCUGCUCUUCGAUCGAGCUCGUCAGCAUGUCAUAACAGAAGUAAAGGGGCACUUCAGGUGGCAGCUAAGAAGCGGCACCAUAAAGAGGACAGACAUCGCAAAGAGGAUACUGAUGCUGCAUCCAAAAGAUUAAAAGUGGGCACCGGCAAAACACGGCUACAUUGUGAGAACACUGUAAAGAAGAAAGGCAAGGACUCAUCAUCUGAACCUUUGAGGCGUUCAUUUUGGCAGCUAGACAAGCUACAGGACAAUGUAGCCGUUGGGUAUGGAGAUCUAAGACGCACGACACGACUCUCGGAGAAGAACCCACCAAAACGGAGGAUUAGAACACCUAAGUGGCUUUUGGAAGACUCAGGAACUCUCGAAGGGAAUAACGUUUCUCCAAAGAUCAAAAGGCAUGGGUUGAAACAUCAACAGCACCAUCGAUCCUCUGCCGGAAAGAGGUCUGAAACUGAUCAGAUCAAGAACAGUGCAAAACACAAACCUUCAGUAAACUCUGAUUUUAUGGCGAGGGAAAACAACAGGAAGAACCAGAAAGGCUUUUCUUUGGACUGUCAAAAAACAACCACCCCUCCACAAGUAAUUCUUGAGCUCUCCCUACCAGACAAUGAAUUGAUGGGGACAUUUAUUGAGGACACCUGCAACAGACAGAGAGGGUUCCCUCAAGUGCUUUUUUACAAACCUACAGUGAAGCUUCCUGCCACAUCACAACCUGUGAAGACUGUGCAUCGCAAAGAGGUUAUUCUUAGAGCGCGGGACCCAGUUAUGUUUGCACAACAGUUGCACUGUUAUGCUCGGCGGCAGAAAGGGAAAGGUAAUGGGCUGAAUAUUCAAGGCUCGGUAUCAACAAUCACGCGCUCCUCUGUGCAAGGAAGUCCUCCAAAAGAUCCGCAGAGAGAGCUCUGUGGAAAGCCUGCUGCUGAGAUGAUUUCCUCUCAGACGUCAGCAACAGCUGAAGAGACAGAAUCCCCAAUUAUAGAAACAGUCCUUCAAGCUCACAGCACGAGAAAAGUCUUGCAAACCCUCACUUCAACAAGAGAGCUCCCCAAAAAGCCUGCUGCUGAGAUGAAAGCUACCAAAACGUCACAGACAUCAACAGCAACUGAAGUGACAGAACCCUCGAUGUUAAAUAAGCCAGUGCAAGCCCAAACCAUAACUUCAGCAAGAGAGCUCUGUGAAGAUUCUGCUGUUGAGAUGAAGGUUACCAUUGCCUCACAAACCCCUAAAGUGACUCAAUCUGCAGGUUUAGAUAAAGUCUCUAAUGCUCAAACUAUAACAGAUGCAUCAAAAACUUCAGCUGAGGUUUCUCAGACUUCACCUGUCGACAACAAUCAGACAGUAGUUACUGAUGAAUUCCCUCCAGUGUCUAAUAUGGCCACCAUGUCAAUCAUCGGAGCUGCUGGUCCCAAGGGAAAUGGGAAACAACAAGUGAUGUCACUUUCCUCUCUGGAUCAAACAAGCAAAAAUCCUGGAGCCCAAGCAAAAGCAGGCACUGCAGAGGUGCUCCCCUCUCUAAGGAACAGCAUUUCCGACGUGGAUGUGACAGACGUUUCACUCAAGCUAGCAAAAGGACAUGUGGCUUGUGAAAAAAAUACAAGCCUUGGAGAAACAAUGGUCACUCUAAGUAAGACAGAGGUUUCUUAUUCGCCUACAGAUCAGGACAAUAUAAAUGACAUAUCUGCUCUGACAUUAGUAACAGAAAUGGUUACUGAACUUGCACCUGGGGCACUUUCUCGAGAUCUGGAGAAUCACAAACAGCCAGCUCCAGAGGACAAUACCGCCAAGGAGUCGUCAGCAGGAAGUAAACCUAAAGUUGCUCAUAACGCAAGAUUACGCACUACCUCCAGCUGCUCUGCAUCAGAACUGGGGGCCUCUGCAUUUGCUGACGCGCAAGGGAAGAAAGUGGGAACACAGGAUAGUGCACCAGAAGCAUCUGAGAACGAUGAACCUAUAGAUACAUCAGAGGAAGCCAAGUUGGAGUACUGUUGUACCUUCUGCAACAAGGUGUUUAUGGGAAGGCGGGUUGUAGCACACGCCAUGUUCCAUUAUCGUAAAGACGAGUGCAUGUUCUGUGGGACAAUGUUCAAAGAUGACCUCUUGGCCAUGAUGCACCUGUCUAAUCAUAUUGAGAAGCUAAAGAAGAGCAAAGGGUCAGCUGGUAACACUGCCCAACAAAACGGGGUCUCUGAGACCAAAGAUAUCUCCACACCUAAGACCUCGGCCAAAGUUAAGUCCACAACCGUGUCUUCAGGGCGCCGGAGCAGUGGCAGGCAGAGGAAAUCUGCUGUCUGUCCUAAAUCAGUAAGCCUUCCAGAUUCAACCCCAUCUGGAUCCAGAAAGUUAAGAUCCAAUGACAAGUCAGUGGAUGGUUCAUCUUUACAAGAAAAGAAAGGGAACGCGUCAACGCACCUUAGUAAUAAAGCUCCUGUUUAUAAGGUCAAUGGGCAUAUUGCCAAAAAGAAAAUGCUUGACAGACCGAAAAAGGACGCCUUAAGCUCGGAAGCUAAGCAGCCACUUACACAGCAGAAGAGUGGUGGAGCUGAGAAUCCCAAGUUGCAAGAAAACCAAGAAACUGAGAUGGAUUCCUCUGCGACAUCAGCUCUGGUGGACACACAGGUUGGCCGUUCCACUGAAAGUAAAAUUAAGUCAGCCACAAAACACGAUGGGAAAGUUGUUGAAGAGAAGAAUGUGGAGCCAGAAGAGAAACUUUGCUGUCCUGUGGAUGGUUGCGUCUGGUUUACAGACCUGUCAAAAAAUCGUGUUGCACUCCUGUACCAUGCUCUCGAAGAUCACUACGGUGAGGUCAAACCUUUAGAAUUGGCGUUCCAUGUCGGGAACAGCAGAUGUAGUAUUUGCAUGAGGGUUUUGUGGAGUUUCGAACAUUUUCAGCACCAUGUUGAAAGACACAGACUCGCUCCUCGGCAUCCUUGCCCUCACCAGGGUUGUACUGCAAGGUUCAAAACCGGGAUGGAAAUGAGACGGCACGCCAGGAGGCAUAGUCCGCUGCAGGCAGUGUGCUGCCUCCCUGGUUGUUCUCAACUAUUUAUUUGUCUCUGGGCACUGAACCUUCAUGAAAGAGAACACUAUGCUUCCAAACCCACUAAACCAGACAAAAACACAGAUGAGCAAACGGGUGACAAACAUAAUACCAUGCUGGCUGGGAAGAAACAUCUGGAUCUUAAGCCAAAAGAUGACAUUUGUUUCACUACUGUAAAUAAGACUGUGAUUGCAAAGGCUUCUCGUAAAUCAAGACAAACCGCAAAUAAUUCGUCAACAGAAAAACAGGUUAGUGCUCCCCUCAGCACUGUCAGAGCAUCUCUGUUAAAACAGAAGUUGAAAGAGAACCGUGAGCGCAAAAAGGAUUCACAUGUCUUGAAGAAUCUUUCUAACAAGGACACUUCCUCACAUUCCACUGUCCCUAAUCUGAGAUUAAGGCAAACAUUAAGAAAAGUAACAAAUACAACCCCCAAAACUCUCAAAGUCAUCUCAUCGUCAUUGUUGAAACACAAUAUCAAAGUGAGGCAUAAAUUCAAGAAAAAGCAGGUCAAAGUAAACACAAAAGGUCCUAAAAGAAGAGGGCGUCCUCCUAAAGCAAAGAAACCUCUGCAUGAUGAAAACACUACUGCAGGUCAAAACAAUGAAACUGUCAAAGACAAAACUGCUCCACAGAAGGAUCAGAAAAGCAAUGCGCAGCCUGCAAGCCUUCCUAAAGCAGCAGAGACUUCAAAUACAAGCAACACUUUACAGGAAGAAGAAAAGUGUGAGCAGAUCCAAGAUGAAGUCAAAAAUAGGGGAACAUCUAGUAAAGAAUCAGAGUCUAAGAAAUCUGUGAACAAGCAGGUUAAGACGAAUCAUAUUAAACAGAAGGGGGUCUCACAUAAUACCUCUACAGCUAUAUUGACAGCUAACAGUUUAAAUCAAUCAGUCACCACCACCUCAGCAGACAAAACACAGAAGUUAACCACUGACAAAAUGAAGAAACCGCAUGAAGCGAAAAAACGCCCCGCUCCUAAAGAAACCAGUAGUCAAAGUGAAUCUUCAGACUUCUGCAAGUCAAAAAAGCACAAGGUUACAAAUAGCAAAGCCAACACAGAGAUUGUCAAGAAAAAAUCUCCCCUCAAAGAACCACAGUCUGCCUCGAAAAAGAAUGCCACGUCAAAAGCUGUUGUCCCACAUGAGGCCACAGCAAAGAGAAAAGCAGAAAACAAAGACUCCACACAAAACAGCUCUGAUAAUUCUGCGCCUGCCACUUCUGGAGAGAAAACACUCAAGGUACCAACAGAAGGAAAGUUAAACAAACCACAUAAAGAAGGAAAGAAAGAAAAGAAAAACAAUGCCACUUCUUCAGACUCAGGCAAGCAAAAUAAGAAGCACAAAGACGUUAAUAAAAAGGGGGACAAGAAAGCAGUCAAGGACAGACGGCCGUGCAAAGAUGCAAGCAAGACAUCCGCUUUCAAAAAGGCAGCCAAGUCCAAAUCUGUAGACCAGCAGGUUGAGGCUAACACAGCAGAGAGCUCUCCUGGUGUGGAAGGAAAAGCUAAACAAGAAACAUUAGAUGCCACACCUGACACCCCCUGUUCCUCCAUCCCUGCUGCUACAACUAGCAGCUUAGAUGAAACGACUUUUCCAUGCACUGCCACUGAAGAGAACAUGCAGAAAGUAACGAAAAAAGAAAAAGACCCCAACAAAGCAAAAAAGAAGCGCAAGGAUGUUCAUAAAGAAGGUGCCGCAAAGGCUGUCAAGAAUAACGGCAAAGAUCAGGGUGUUCCAUCAGCAUCCAAGAAGCCAGCAAAAUCAAAAAUUCAAGUCCAACCAAAGCUAGUGGAGAGCUCCGCCGGCGAGGAGGGAAACGCAUCAGCGGAAACGGCACAAAGCACAAUUAGCGGCGCCGGAUACGCUGUAGUAACGAACGGACAACCGGCAAGGGAGGAAGUAAAAUCAACGGUGUGUAAGGACACUCUUGCAGAGUAUGGGAAGAGGCCAUACAUGCGUCUGCCACCUACAGCGUACCUGGAUGAGAAGUACAUCACCAUGCCAAAACGGAGGAAGGAGAUGCCUUUCCACUCGUCUCCGAGUCCCCCUCGUCAGCAGGCGAAAGUUACCGCAGUUCUGCAGAGACAACGAUGUGCCAACUGUUUUGCUACAUUCAACAGUGCUGAGGAUCUGCAGAGUCAUGUCCAGCUGCAGAAGUGUUCCAACCUCUUUGGAUUUGACUCUGAUGAUGAGGGUAACAGUUGAGCAUGUCUAACUAAGUCAAAGUGACUGACAUUUUGAAUGCAUAAUAGACGGACCUGUGGACCUUAAUGGAGCCCCUGGAUCGCCCCUCAAAGGAUCAGUGCUCUCUGGAUGACUUGUUUAUUACUGUGGGCAACCAGUCGUUUAUGUGGGACUGAAAAGAGCUGUGAGACUUGCAGCAUGUGCCUGUGACACGAGGCCCUGGAGAGGCCAGAACACACAAACUAGCCAAUCGAUAAAAAGACAUGGGAACUGACUCCCAGUCAGACUGUUAGCAGAACAGCUAGUACUGAAGUGCCUGCUCUGGAACCGCUGUGCUGUUUCCAGCUGCUUCACCUGGUAUGGAGAUUAUGCAUUGUGGUUUAAAGACUGGAUUAUUGGAAGCUGUGAAGGAAAAAACAACAACAACAAAAAAAAAACUGACGCUAGAUGACAGGCUGCUCCUGCUAUCACUAGAUUCAUCACUUUUCACAUCAGUAAGCCAUAUAAUUCCAUUGUUUGCUUUUUGCACUCUUAUAAGAUUUCUCAGUUUCUUUCUGCUUAAACUCUCAAAGUGAUGCGGAUUGUACAACAAAUGAAGCAUCUAAAAACUCAUACUGUAUUAACAUCCUAAAUAUAAUUUAACUCUGACAAGCUGUAAGAUUGCUGUAUCAUCUUGGGGAACUUUUAUGUAUAAUUCCUGUUUAAAUGCUAAUUUUAUUUCUUAUAUCAAGUUCCCUAUGGCGUGGAUUAGGUCUGUGGCUGUCCUCACCAUGAGUAACCAGUAGGGGUCAGCGUACAUCAAUUUCUUUUUGUUAACGUCCUUUUUGCAGCUGAAGAAUUCUACAUUCAAAGCUGCUCCACUGGAUUCAUCACUGUACAGACUCAAAAAGCAUCUUCACUUCCAAUCACAUACAUCAAGCUGUAUUUCCUUUAGCAAUAACAACAAACAUGCCAGUAUCUCACUAAUAUUUUAACUGAUUUCUGUCUCUGAACAUGUCUAUUAUUUGCUGCCAGUGGAGCAGCUGACAGUCUGGCUUAUAUUAUAUUUUCUCACUUAAACAGAUUUUAAAAUAGUAUCUUUACUGAACUGUCCAGGACCAUAGACACAUUGAUUUCUCUUUUAAGGUGAGUGUUCUCUUUGAGGUUUCCUUUAAAGAGAAACUGUCAUAAACUGCUACAGUUUAAAGUGUCACCAGUCUUUAAUGCGCAGCAGCAGGUUAUAUUUAUUUGUUUUAUUUUCUAUCUUUUGUAAAUAUUUGAAGAGUUUCAAUGGCUUAUUAUAUAAGGGGGUGAUGGAGCCGGAUUUAUAUUUUGUUCCUGAGAUAAAAAUAAAACAUUUGAAAUGGCA
This is a messenger RNA of Micropterus salmoides (largemouth bass), 7975 nucleotides long. RefSeq lists its product as uncharacterized. The record is from RefSeq and is a predicted model, not a curated record. Gene Ontology annotation, biological process: regulation of transcription by RNA polymerase II. Gene Ontology annotation, molecular function: DNA-binding transcription factor activity, RNA polymerase II-specific; DNA binding. NCBI's taxonomy places the organism in Eukaryota, Metazoa, Chordata, Actinopteri, Centrarchiformes, Centrarchidae. Gene Ontology annotation, cellular component: nucleus.